Molecule: messenger RNA, 3168 nt
Organism: Komagataella phaffii GS115
Lineage: Eukaryota; Fungi; Ascomycota; Pichiomycetes; Pichiales; Pichiaceae
Product: Nuclear pore-associated protein, forms a complex with Thp1p
Exons: 1
Coding region: 1-3168 (1055 amino acids)
Biological process (GO): mRNA export from nucleus
Cellular component (GO): transcription export complex 2; cytoplasm; nucleus
Source: RefSeq, a predicted model, not a curated record
AUGUCUGCCUUUGGUGUGGUUCCGAGUGUAUUAAACACUGGAAACCAGAUCAAGCAGAAAAACGGAACGCUUUUCAAGAAAUCUUCUGGAGUUUACAAUAAACAGCAGCGGGAUCACAAUUCCAGGGAUAAAAAGCGAUCAGCUCGUAAAACAAAUACACCGCCAACACCGACUGAGAGUACUUCCGCAAAGAAGUCAUCAACUCAAUCAGACGACAAAGUGAGUCCUGAUAUUUUACAAUUGUCGCAUAUUGAGAUUCAAUAUGUGGGCCCACUUCUUUCCAACCCAGAAUCUUUGGGAUAUGUGAAACAAAACAAUAAUACCAAAAUCAAGACUCCGAAAUAUUUAGUGGAUACAGAUUCAAACCUGGUUUUUGGUCCUGAUACAACUAAUAAAUGGGAUAUUGAGAACCAGCACAAAAUGAUCGAAAUGGAAUCUUCCCAUCAAGGUGACUGGCAAGGUAUUUAUGAACAAUUUCAAGAAAUGAAUAAAGUGGAGCGUCAAAAAAUGGAAGAUCUGGGCUUGGUGGCAAAAGAGGGACAAAGCAUGGACCUGACAAAUGCUAUCUCAUUCAAAGGUAGCUGCGUGGAUAUGUGUCCCGUUUAUGAUAGAGUCAAGAGGGAGGUACAGAGAGAUGUUGAUCCAUUGGAGAGAGAUCCUGCCACUGGUAAGAUAUCUCGAGAGAGAGCUUUAAAGAAAUUUGUGCGUCCUUCAGGCCAAGCACCGCCUCUUCCUUCUGACGUAAGACCUCCUCAUAUUCUGGUAAAAAGUUUAAACUAUAUUGUGGAUAAUUUGCUGGAUAAAUUACCGCAAAGUCAUUCAUUAAUUUGGGAUAGAACCCGUAGUAUCAGACAAGAUUUUACACUACAGAGCUACUCUGGCUUGGAAGCAAUUGAGUGUAACGAAAGAAUUUGUCGCAUACAUCUACUUUGUGCUCAUAUAAUGCCGGGUUCUGAUCAAUCUGACUUCUCCAAGCAGCAAGAAAUUGAACAAUUCACAAAAUCAUUGAAAACAUUAACAGACAUAUAUGAUGUUGUCAGAUCCAAAGGAGGAAAAUGUGCCAACGAAGCUGAAUUCAGGGCUUAUAAUUUGCUGGUGCAUUUUCGGGACCCAAAUCUAAUUCAUGAAAUCCAGAACUUACCUACUCGAAUUCUUAAGGACGAACGAGUUCAACUUGCUUUAAUGUUUCGAAGUCUACUAUUGAAUAAUAAUUUCAAAGAAUACCAGAGGAACAUUCCUGGUUGCUUGGGGGUUUUUCAGCAGUUUUUCAAUAUGUGUUUUGAUCCAGCCACCCCAUUCUUAAUCGGAUGUGUGCUGGAACUUAAUUUUGAAGAGAUAAGAUUUUACGCUUUGAAAUCGAUCUCACGUUCUUAUCACAAGAAAUCUGCCCCUCUAACGACCCAGAAGUUAGCAUCUAUGCUCGGAUUUGAUUCCGAGGAUAAGCUCCUAACUUUCACUAAUUAUUUCAAGACUCCUACGUGUACUAAUUCUAGAAAUGAAACGUGCAUUGAUAUCUCAAAACUUAGAUACGAGAGUUUUACGGAUUUGGCUGCUCCAAAGCAGAUUUACACUUCAAGAUUAGACAACAAAUUAAAAGGAUUCACCUAUAAGGAUGUUGUUGAUCAAGGAUUAAAUAACACAUCCUUGCACAUAGCUAAUUUGAAAGAAACAAUGGCUCAGAAUCAACAUAUUGCAGUGGAGAAAUUACCCAAUAUCUCAUUUCCACAACAUGCUUUGUCUUCUACCCCUUUCGAAGUAGAAUCAAAGUCAGACAUAGUCAGAUCUUCUUCCGGAUCGGCUCCGCCCCAGACUUUGAUCCCACCGAUUCAAGAAAAAGUAAUAACUUCUCAAAUACAGCCACCAAUAACUCCCGUCGUUCCCACUGAAGAAAUCCAAACUCUUCCAAAAAUAGAGGAGCCCAGGUUCAAAGAUCUUCCAAAUUUUGAAAAUGCAUGCAAAGAGGUUUCCUCUAUUUUAAUCAAGAAGACUAUAUCUCCUUUGAUUGCUCCCAUAGUGAACAAUCAGCUAGAAGAGUACAACCGGCGACAAACGGUUUUAAGGGAUCAGGAGAGACAAAAUCAAAGAAGACAACUUUUGAUUUCAUCCCUUCAGGAAGAAUUGUACUCUGCUUUUAUACGAGAACAAGUGUAUAUUCAAGUGGUUGAUACUCAAGCCAAAGAGUGCUUUAACAAGAAUCUGAAACGGCGAAUAUUUCAGAAAUUCAUCGGGGGUUUAAUUACAUUGAAAAACAAACAAAUGAAUAAGAGAAGAAAACUUGAUGAAAUUCAAGUCUUCAAGAAUAAGGUUGUUUCCUCAAGUCAACUUCGGUAUUCAGUUUCAAGAAGUCAAACGGAGGACAAUUCAACGUCAAACUCGAGUGACGAGGAAGCAUCAGCUGUUCAGAUGAAUAUUACUCUUUCACCAUCUGUGGAUCCACUUUGGUCACCCAUAGAUAUUAAGUUUAUAUUAGACUCCAAUUUAAAGUUGUUUGAGGAUAACAAGGAUAAAUACUGGAAUUUCAUGUUUGCGAUUGCCGAUUGGACUAUUCUACCAAGCAAAUGGCUUCGUUACAAAUUCCAACUUCAAAACCCCAGUCUCAUAAAUACUGUUGAAUCCUCAAAUUACAAAGCCAAAUUACGGGCUCUACCCAGUGACAAACUUCUUACAAGGGAAUACAUGGAGCACUGUCGAUUUUUGGUAUUUCAAGUCGGAAAGGUUGAUGAAUCAUCAAACCUGAAAGAAUCUUUGUUCAGAGACUCACAGUUUAUUAACCGAUUAAUGAAAUAUGCCAAGAAGUACUCGCAAUACCAGAUUGGAGUACUUGUCUUAUAUUAUCAUGAGGAUGACUCUUUUGAUAAACAGAAAAUUAUUGAUCUUUUGUUAUUAGAACAAUACACAAAUAAGUUAGUCAACUCACUCGAGAUAGUUGACAUGAACAAACUCACAAAUGAUGAACUGAUAAAAGCAUUGACCACGCUAGUCCACAACUAUAAGGAUAAAGGUAUCAACAAAUCGGUACCAACAUCUUCCACCAAAGGACACACCACUAGCAUUAUGGAACAGGAUAUGACAGUAUACAGCUACAGCACGUCCAAUUCCAGGGAUGCUAAGCUUAAUUAUAUUUUGAAGCAAGCCUACCCCCGCAGGGGGUUUCACUUGAAACAAUGA